AAUUACAAGAGAGAUAUUCCCAUAUGUUAGAGAAAUUUUCCAUGGCAAAAGGAGCUAAAUGUCUCACAGAUAAGAGAUAAAUUGGAAUAAACAGCUGUCAGUGUUAAAUAAAUAUCCUGGAUAAUGUGCAGGACAGAAAUAACUACAGCAUCAUCAAACUCCUUUCUUCACUUUAUUUAGCUGUUCUUGCAUGUAGCUCCCAAGCUUUCCACUGCUCCAGUUAGCGAAGCAUUUAUUUUUGAGUCAGCUGCAUUUCUUAAGACUGUAACAACGAGAGGCAUUUCCUGAGAAACUGCAAGGAUGAGCAGCAAGAAAGAACAACAGCUAAGGAAAUAUGGGACCCUUGUAGUGUUUUUUAUCUUGCAAGUCCAGAUUUUUGGUUUUGAUGUUGAUAAUCGACCUACAACAGAUGUCUGCUCAACACACACAAUUUUACCUGGACCAAAAGGGGAUGAAGGGGAAAAGGGAGACAGAGGAGAAGUAGGCAAACAAGGAAAGGUUGGACCAAAAGGAUCAAAAGGAAACAAAGGACCAGUGGGCGAUGUUGGUGACCAGGGAAUGCUUGGUAAAAUUGGUCCAAUUGGUGGAAAGGGUGACAAAGGAGCCAAAGGCUUACCAGGGAUUUCAGGAAAAAAAGGAAAAGCAGGCACGGUCUGUGACUGUGGAAGAUACCGCAGAUUUGUUGGACAACUGAAUAUCAAUGUUGCUCGUCUUAACACAUCCAUCAAGUUUGUGAAGAAUGUUAUAGCAGGUAUCAGGGAGACAGAUGAGAAAUUCUAUUACAUUGUGAAAGAAGAGAAGAAUUACAGAGAAGCCUUGAUCCACUGCAGGGACAGAGGAGGAUCACUGGCCAUGCCUAAGGAUGAGGCAACCAAUGCCCUGAUUGCUGACUACAUCUCCAACAGUGGCCUGUUCCGAGCCUUCAUUGGGCUGAACGACAUGGAAAGAGAAGGACAGUUUGUGUAUGCAGACAACAGCCCACUGCAGAACUACAGUAACUGGAAGCAAGGGGAGCCUCAUGACCCAGCUGGCCACGAGGACUGUGUGGAAAUGCUCAGCACAGGAGAGUGGAACGACUCUGAGUGCCAAGUCACCAUCUACUUCGUCUGUGAAUUCCUCAAGAAGAGGAAAUAAAAGUGCCAGAGAAUGUGCCUGGCACCUGCUGUACAUACGAUAACCCAUCCUCAUUCAUUUACAGUAGGGAAAUCAAACCAGGGGUAGGAAACCAGGGACAGGGCUCAAGCCAGCCUUCACAUCACUGGGCUAAUACUGUUUAGUCAUCAGUGAUCUUCAAGUCAGCACAGAGGGCCUCCAGCCAUCUGCAAAUUUUAAUUUCAUUUCUACACGCAUUUUAGGUUUUGCAUUUCUAUGUGUAAUUUAGGGGUACAUUUAGAGCAUGCAGAAGUGAAUAUAAUUUCACUAGUUCCACAAAUAGUAAGAUCAUUGGUAUAUGAAGUACUGAUGUGAUUUGCGAAGUCCACAGAUGCAAAGAGCAUGCAAAUCUCUGACUUGCCCAGGGAGUCCCAGUAAUCUCCCUAAUUACUUCAGAGCUCAGAGAAAAGAUUUUAAGUAUCUCUUGAAAAAUUCCUUCUUUUGUUAGAAUCAUAUUUUGAGGUGGAAGGUAUCUCUGGAGGUCAUUUGCAAAAUAGGACCAACUUCAAACUUAGAAGUUGUUAUAGUCUCCUUAAUUUGGCUGUGCAAUUAUAUUGCCUGAUAGGCAUUUAUCUGGUCUUCUGUAAAGCCUUUGACAUGAUCCUCUACAAUAACAUUCUUUUUAAAUGGGACAGAUGGAUUCAAUGAGUGGACUGUUAGAUGGAUAAAGAAUUGAUUAGAUGGUUGCAUCCA
Molecule: messenger RNA, 1845 nt
Organism: Sturnus vulgaris (Common starling)
Lineage: Eukaryota; Metazoa; Chordata; Aves; Passeriformes; Sturnidae
Gene: COLEC10
Product: collectin subfamily member 10
Biological process (GO): ossification
Molecular function (GO): growth factor activity
Source: RefSeq, a predicted model, not a curated record